Penicillium brevicompactum is the source of this 918-nucleotide messenger RNA. Its product is annotated as transmembrane amino acid transporter protein-domain-containing protein. The record is from RefSeq and is a predicted model, not a curated record. Gene Ontology annotation, cellular component: vacuolar membrane. NCBI's taxonomy places the organism in Eukaryota, Fungi, Ascomycota, Eurotiomycetes, Eurotiales, Aspergillaceae. Gene Ontology annotation, biological process: amino acid transmembrane transport. Gene Ontology annotation, molecular function: amino acid transmembrane transporter activity. The annotation marks the transcript as partial. The transcript has 4 exons.
CCGAUUGAGAUUUCAAGUAAAGCCGUUCACAAGAAAUUCAAAUUCACGGACUUCCUUUUCAAUAUGGAGCUAAACGUGCAACAUCAAGACCAAGACGACAAAAAGUCUAACCACUCGGAGCAGAAUCCAACCCACGACUGUGUGUUUGGUGAACUCACCGAAGAGGGACCUAACUACCGCAAUGUAGGAUUUGUGGGAACAGUUGUUCUCAUGAUGAAGACUCAAAUCGGUCUAGGGGUGCUCGCAGUUCCAACUGCCUUCGACACUUUGGGUAUCGUCCCUGGUGUGAUCUGUCUCAGCCUCGUUGCUUGCAUCAUUACUUGGUCCAACUGUGUAAUUGGGACAUUCAAGCUGAAUCAUCCUGAGAUAUAUAGUAUUGAUGAUGCUGGUGCGCUGAUAUUUGGAAGGAUUGGCCGUGGAGUCCUAUCGGUGGCCUUCUGCCUCUAUUGGAUCUUUGUUGUUGGCUCUGGAGCUCUUGUGAUGAUCAUUGUCAUUGCCGUUGGCAUUCAAGACCGUCCCGCCUCCGCGCCGUUAACCGAUACACCUUGGGUCUCCGAUUAUCAGAUCAUCGCUCAUCCAUCGUUCACGCAGGGCAUUGCUGCCGUCUCCAAGAUUGUGUUUGCGCUCUCGGGGACUCCUGGGUUCUUCGCAAUCGUUUCUGAAAUGCGUGACCCACGGAAAUAUACCCAGGCUGUGCUCAUCUGUCAGGUCACAGUCACAGCCGUCUUCAUGACUAUUGGCUGUGUCGUAUACUAUUACUGUGGAUCCUAUGUGGCCUCUCCGGCGCUUGGCUCAGCUGGUGGUAUUAUCAAAAAGAUCUCCUACGGUUUUGCAAUGCCAGGACUGAUCGUCACGACAACAAUCUGUACACAUGUAACAAAACACUCCUCUCUCAAUUCUUUGCCACGAUCACUUUGA